AGUGAAUUUUGCUCCGAUUGGCCAAAUAUCAGUCUAAUUUCUAUUCUAAUCCGUAGUCUGAUACAGUGACAACGUGCGAGCUUUGUACGAUACUCGAAAUGGGUCAUGAUAAGGCUUGUUCCAUAGUCGACAUUCAGUAGAGUAAUGCGAUCUUACACUUAGAAAUAGCAGAAAUCUUCAUAGAAAACAAGGAAAGAGGCAAAUCGUGACAAAUGCUAUUCAACGUUUCCGCUUUCAAGGCGCAUAGCGAACGCAACGGUUCUGGAAUCAUCGAGUGACUUCGAUUGAAGGACGAGACGAAUAGUCGAAUUAGUCAGAAUGACGGAUCAAGAUGCGAAUAAUAAUACUCUUCCAUUACGGAAGGAUUUAGUACAAACAGCAGUACAAUUUCUGAAAAAUCCCAAAGUAUCGCAAAGCCCGAUAGAUCGUAAACAGCAAUUUCUCAAGAAAAAAGGCCUCACGGACGAAGAGAUCAAGGUGGCUUUUGAUCUGGCAUCCGUCGAUACCGCAGUCGAACAACCCGAUGUUUUCCAAAAUCAGCCACCACCUCCAUCACUGUACACUGCUGUACAAAUUCCACAGCCGGCUGUUUAUCCAUAUCAUCUGGCCGAUAUUAGUCAGUUAAACGUUUACCAAAAAAUCAAGGAACUUUUUAAUUUAGCAGCUUUGAUCGGCGCAACAGUAUACUGCAUCUAUUGGUUUUACAAGAAAUUCAUAAGACCGUUUCUGUUCGGUCGGAAGAAGCCAAAACGCAGCGUGGAAGAUGCGGUUUCAGAGUUGAACGAAACUAUAGAAAGAUGCGCAGAACCAACGAAAGCCUCUGUUCUGAAGAUGUGCGAAACUGUGUACGAUAUGAAGGAACAAAAUAGAACUGUUUUAAGUACAGUGCGAGAAGUCAAGGUGGAUCUAGUUAAUUUAAAAGCUAUGCUCUUGUCAAGUAGGAGGUUUCCCACCGCUCCAACAUCGAUCCCAACGUGGCAGUUGGAUACCACGAAUGAAACGCAAGAGAAAGCAACUGAGCGUGAGGACGAUGCCGGAAGUGGAAGUAACAAUUCCGAUAGUUCCUUGGAGAUGAUUCGGGAGGAACCGGCUAAGGAGUAAAUUUAGGAAUUCCGUGUCUACCAUAAUCACUUCUGUGAAAGAUAGUCCUCUACAUACCGGCCUUGUUUACACUGAUUAUUUAAUAUCCGUGCCAAUCAAUCAUACUUUCAACGAUGUAUCGUGCCAAUUGAACACAACAAUUCACGUGCAUCGUUGAGUCAAGAUGAAUUGAACAGAUGAUUAUUAUUCAUUUCAGUACGUUUAUCAAACGAUCGGUGUAAACGCAGCACGCGUUCUCUCCCUCUGAUCCUUGUUAUUAUCAUAUAUUGGAAAGGAGGAUUGCGGUUACAAAUAUUUGUCGCGUGUUACCUUUAUUACCUUUUAUUGGUGGCAAUAAACAUUCUCGCAUUUUCGGUGAAAUUGGUCACUUCUUAAGUAUUUCAAUAUUUACCAGCCGAUAUUCCGUUGUACAAAGAGUAGACCUCUUUCUGAGGUUUCCAAUAUUAUCGAAAGAAAGAAGAAGAAACGGCUUCGAACAAUGAUAACGUCGUUUUCUGUUACAUUGUUAAUACGAUAUAACGAAUAAAUCUGACAGAAUAAAUGUAAUUGGAUGAAUGUAAUGUGGAGUAUAUUUUCUUACUUAUAACUUUUAAUAAAAUACGCCUUUCGUACAAGA
Molecule: messenger RNA, 1717 nt
Organism: Dinoponera quadriceps
Lineage: Eukaryota; Metazoa; Arthropoda; Insecta; Hymenoptera; Formicidae
Gene: Pex14
Product: peroxisomal membrane protein PEX14
Exons: 6
Coding region: 319-1101 (260 amino acids)
Biological process (GO): protein import into peroxisome matrix, docking
Cellular component (GO): peroxisomal membrane; peroxisomal importomer complex
Molecular function (GO): signaling receptor binding
Source: RefSeq, a predicted model, not a curated record